This is a messenger RNA of Dendroctonus ponderosae (mountain pine beetle), 1988 nucleotides long. Its product is annotated as myc box-dependent-interacting protein 1. Lineage: Eukaryota; Metazoa; Arthropoda; Insecta; Coleoptera; Curculionidae. The record is from RefSeq and is a predicted model, not a curated record. The transcript has 8 exons. Gene Ontology annotation, cellular component: plasma membrane; cytoplasm. Gene Ontology annotation, molecular function: phospholipid binding; protein binding. The coding region runs from base 144 to 1415 and encodes 423 amino acids.
CCGGCCAACCAGCGAUCGAUUUCAGUGGUCGGUGAAACGGUCGUAAGUACGGGUCGCGCCACAUACAGUGUUGCCGCGUCCACCUCCGCACGAGUCGCCAGUGUGAAAAGUGCCCUCGAUUUUUCCCGAACAAGUUGGGCAGAAUGGCGGAAAGCAGAGGCUCCCUAUUGGCCAAGUCGGUGCAAAAGCAUGCCGGAAGGGCGAAAGAAAAGAUUUUGCAAAAUCUGGGCAAAGUCGACCGAACGGCGGAUGAAAUAUUCGACGAGCACUUACAGAACUUCACCAAGCAGCAGAACGCAGCCAACCGGCUGCAGAAGGAGUUCAGCAACUACAUCCGCUGCAUUCGAGCGACGCAAGCGGCCUCAAAGACGCUGCUUGAGGCGAUCGGGGAGGUUUACGAGAGCCAAUGGACUGGCCACGACCAGCUCUACAUCCUGACCCAGUCAGUGGACGUGUUGUGGCAGGACUUCAGCCACAAGUUGGCCGAUCAGGUGCUGCUGCCGCUUAACACCUAUCAGUCGCAGUUUCCUGAGAUGCGGAAGAUUGAUAAGCGAGGACGCAAGCUGGUGGAUUACGACAGUCAGCGGCACAGCUUCCAAGCGCUGCAGACCAAUAUGAAGAAGCGGGACGAUGUGAAGAUUGGCAAAGGGCGGGAGCAGCUGGAGGAGGCCAAGCGCACCUACGAGAUUCUCAACUCGGAACUCCAUGACGAGCUGCCUGCCCUGUUUGACUCCCGCGUCCUCUUCCUGGUCACCAAUCUCCAAACGCUCUUUAACGCCGAGCACACUUUCCAUUCGCAGUCAUCCAAAAUCUUUAACGAGCUGGAGGACAUCGUGGAUAAGUUGGCCACCGACAGUCAGCGCGGUUCGUACAGCGUAAAGAAGACAAAUGGCACCAACAGCCUGCCCCGACCCAAAAGCCUGCUCAAGGACUCCCCGGAGUUGAUCAUCAACAAUCUACCCCCAUCCAGAGCCAAUGACGAAGAGCCGGAGCUGUUCCCCUCUGUGCCAGAUUCAAACGCUAAUACUGCCAGCAAUGACCUAGUUUCUCCCGUUUCUCCCACUAAUUCUUCGUCGCCGGAACCCGCCAGUCCGGACCUGCCCGACUCUAAAGACCCCAUUAACACGUGUGCAGCGAGUGACACUAACAAAUCGCCCACGAAAAAAGUCGAAGAGGUCUAUGACAUUCCUGUGGAAGCCAGCACCGAGCAUCUGCCCCCCGGGGUGCUCUACAGGGUGAAGGCCACCUACAAAUACACCAGAGAGGACGUGGAUGAACUGUCGUUCGAUGUGGGGGAGAUUGUUUCUGUGGUGGAGUACGACGAUCCAGAUGAACAGGAGGAGGGCUGGCUGAUGGGGAUGAAGGAGAACGGGGAGAAGGGCAUGUUUCCGGCCAACUUCACGCGGCCGCUUUAGUGCGCCCCCUAAUCCGUCCAACGGCCAUUUUUUCUUAGACCAUCGCCCUCUGGUGGCUGGAGAGGGUCAUGCCAUUACCGACUUAGUUAGUUGUUUAGUUAACCCCCCCCCCCCUUUAAUCUGUAACCCUCGAAUGUAGUUUUAGGAUAAGAACUGGGAGCGUGUUGAGGUUGGUUCUCUGGGUACAUAAGGUUGUUGUAGGGGCCCCCAUUUCGCAAGUACAAUAGAAAAUGGCCGCUACAAGUAGCACUUAAUCCAUGUGGUUACGUAUUUGUUAUUAUUAUUAUAUUAUGGAAUACUCAUUAUUAAUCGUGCUAAUUCACUUCGAUCAUGUUAUGUUUGCCAAUUGUUUCUUUAUUACUCACAUUUACUCGAGUGCAUUUGUUUUUUUUUAAUAUAUAUUUUAUACACAGUGUGAAUAGAGAGUUUCGUCGAAUGACUAGUCAGUGAACGGGUUUUGCUCAAUCUGUACCGUUUUUUUGGAGUUUUAAAUUGUUGCCCCGAAAUUUCAGGACUAAAAAGUAAUUGUUCUAAUGUUGUAAUAUUUAUUUUAAAUAUAAAAUUUCCAACUUA